Molecule: messenger RNA, 1781 nt
Organism: Formica exsecta
Lineage: Eukaryota; Metazoa; Arthropoda; Insecta; Hymenoptera; Formicidae
Product: sepiapterin reductase-like
Exons: 5
Coding region: 791-1582 (263 amino acids)
Biological process (GO): tetrahydrobiopterin biosynthetic process
Molecular function (GO): sepiapterin reductase (NADP+) activity
Source: RefSeq, a predicted model, not a curated record
GACACUGCUAAUUAUUCGAGAAUGCGCAAGAAAACGAUAUCGCAAAACAGUUGAUCUAAUAGUUUGACAGUUUACUUUCGAUAUACAGGGUGUCUGAUAAUAAUCGCCCCGUAAUGUGCAGGUAGAGCGGGUUAAAUCAAGUAGAAAAGUUAUCUACCGUUUUGCGAUCUUUGCAAUAUAAUUAAUAAGAAAUUAUAUAAUUAAAAAAGAUCGGCCAAUUCGCGCGAGUCUUAACGCGCGGCAAGAAAGAAUCCAUGAUAUGUGGUUGCCAUAGGACACGAGAAUCCAUCAACUUAAUUGGUACACAGAACAACUAUGCGAACGGCAGUCAAUGACAACUCGCCGAACGAUCAUUUCAAGGAUUCUUUCCUGGAUAAGAUUCAUCGAUGAUUGUCCGAUUAAGAUCAGUAUCUGCAGAAAGAGACUUUACUAGAUUUCACAUUGAGAGUUCUUCAAGGAGGUAUAACAUAAAAGGAUCUUGUAACAUCGCUGUCGAUAGCGAAGGAGGAUUUCAUUGCACGUUUAAUUACUUCCGGAAAUAAUCCCCAGUCUGAGGAAGAAGCUGAUUUGGCAUUAAAUCCUCCGAUACGACAUAUAGCCCCACAUUUGCAAGCUUUAACAGCUAGCGAAUUAGUUCAUCUGUUGAAGGCAGACGUACUACAAACAACCACAGAAGCCGAGCAACAACAGAAUAUCACGGAAGAAUUACUAAUAAAUCAACUGUCGACAGAACAUACCUACAAGUCGAAAGACAAUAAUUAACUUCUAUAAUUUUGCAAUAUAAGACACCAUGUCGAUUGAAGCAUUAUCUGGUAAAGUUUUCUUAGUGGUAACCGGUGCGAGUCGUGGUAUCGGUCGUCAAAUAGCGAUAACAUUCGGUUCGCUACUGCAGGAGAGCUCGCAUAUUCUUUUAUUAGCAAGAAAUUUAAAUGGUUUAAAAAAAGUCGCAAAAAAUAUACCACCCAAAGUGACAGUUCAUACUGUUAGUAUAGAUCUUGGUGAAGCGAAAGUGACGAAAACCAAUUUUGAAGAGACCAUUUUGGGAUGCCUAAGUGAAACCACUCGCGACGCAUUUGAUCGAGUGGUCGUAGUGCAUAAUGUAGGUACUAUCGGCGAUGUCACAAAAUUUGUAAAUGAGAUGGUGGAUAUAGAUGUCUGGAAACAAUUUUAUACCCUAAACUUAUUCCUGCCCGCUAUUUUGAAUGCGGUAAUUAUGAAUUUGUUUGACAGUACAAACAUUAAGAAAGUGGUUAUCAAUAUUACGUCUCUGAAUGGUAUUCAAGCAAACAAGGCCUGUGGUUAUUAUUGCUCGGCAAAGGCAGCACGAGAAAUGUACUUUAAGGUCUUUGCUUUGGAAAAUCCUGAUGUUGAUGUAUUAAGUUAUGCACCGGGACACGUCGAUACAGAUAUGUUACAAACAGUGUGCAAAACGAUCACCAAUCCCGAAACUAACAAAAUAAUACAACACUUGCAUGAAACCAAUACUGUAUUGACAACAGAACAGACAGUUAAUCGUCUUGUGGAGAUCUUAAAAGAACAUAAAUACAACGCGGGCGAUCAUGUGGAUUAUCACGACAAGUAAAGCAGCGGCGAUGGUAAUAACUAUAUCUUAAUCUUUAAAGAUAAAAACAUAUGGAAGCGAGAUAAUUAUUUAAAAACAAUUUUUUUGUGAAUAAGUUUUUAUUCUUUCUUAACUAAAAUAAUAUUAUAUAUAUUCUACCUUUAAAGAUGACGCGUUAACCUUUGUGAAAUAGUAUAAAAAUAAAUCAUUUCUAUAAGUA